Solea senegalensis (Senegalese sole) is the source of this 1900-nucleotide messenger RNA. Its product is annotated as gap junction alpha-3 protein-like. Lineage: Eukaryota; Metazoa; Chordata; Actinopteri; Pleuronectiformes; Soleidae. The record is from RefSeq and is a predicted model, not a curated record. The transcript has 3 exons. The coding region runs from base 587 to 1669 and encodes 360 amino acids. Gene Ontology annotation, biological process: cell communication. Gene Ontology annotation, cellular component: connexin complex.
GGGUGAGCAGGCAGGUCAGACAUGGUUGCGAGUGCAUCCAGUGGGUUGUGUUCAUGUGUUGUGCUCAGUGGAAGACCCUGGGGCCUGGAUCCUGAUUCCUGUCUGAGCUGAAUCUGAAGACAGAAGACUGACUCGGUGGAUUUGCUGGUGUGGACAGAGGUGGAGGCCAGCAGGAGACCACCUCUCUCCCUGCCCAUUCAUGGGCAUCGCUGGGGGCCAGAAGAUCAGUUUUGCUCUGAGGCCUGUAAGCGAUGAAGAGCAGCUCCAUGGACCCUCAAAGACGUGUAGUGCUUCGCCACAGGAGAUGAAUGAGGUAACAAGUUCGUGUGGAUCAUGUUGCUGUGGCUUGGGUCCUGAAGGCCAGCAGCCACAGACUUAUGACUGGAAACGACCCCCCCACCCUGUCCACACUUGCCAAAUAUAUACCCUCCUAAAGUAAAUAUAAUCCUGUUCUGAGUCCACAUGGAAAAGGCCAAUCUACCUGCUCAGCAGCCGAGUCCCACACUCACUUAGUCACUUGGCUCCCUUGAGACUCAUUUGGUCUGAACGCUGCGGAACUUAGUCCCAGGUCUGAGCUCACUCAGCUAUGGGGGACUGGAACCUCCUGGGAAAGCUCCUAGAAAAAGCCCAGGAGCACUCCACGGUGGUGGGGAAAGUGUGGCUCACCGUCCUGUUCAUCUUCCGCAUUCUGAUCCUGAGCGCCGCGACGGAGAAAGUCUGGGGUGACGAGCUGUCGGGCUUCACCUGUGACACCAAGCAGCCUGGUUGCGAGAAUGUGUGCUAUGACAUCACCUUCCCCAUCUCCCAUGUCCGCUUCUGGGUGUUGCAGAUCAUCUUCGUGUCCACGCCGACAUUGAUCUACCUGGGGCACAUCGUCCAUCUCGUGCGGAUGGAGGAAAAGCAAAAGGAGAAAGAGCGGGCGAAGGAACAAGCACAUCAUUCAGACAAGCAGGCCCUCAUUGUGGAAGCUCACCACAAAAAGGCCCUGGUGAGGGAUGAGAAGGGCAGAGUGCGCCUGAAGGGGGAGCUUUUAUGCACAUAUGUCUUCAAUGUGAUUUUUAAAACCCUGUUUGAGGUAGGCUUUAUUGUGGCUCAGUAUCUCUUGUAUGGCUUUGAACUGAAGCCCAUGUACACAUGUGACAGACCACCCUGCCCCAAUGUGGUGAACUGCUACAUAUCCCGACCCACUGAGAAAACCAUCUUUAUCAUCUUCAUGCUUGGGGUGGCAAGCGUGUCUCUGCUCCUAAACCUCAUAGAGGUCUACCACCUGGGCUUCACCAAGUGUCGCCAGGGCAUUACCUUCAGAAGACGUCAACAGGCUUGUGGGAAUAACUCCAAAGAUGCCACUGUGCCCUUUGCCCCGAGUUAUGAUGACUAUUUUCACGGGCACCACCAAGUCCAGCCUGCCUACCCUCCUGUGCCGAGCUACAACCUCUCCCCUCUGUCUGAGGGCACAGACUCGUCCUUCCACCCCUACCACAGCAAGGCGGCAUACAAACAGAAUAAGGACAACCUAGCGGUCGAAAGGAGCAGCAGCAAGCCAGAGGAAUGUGACCUGAAAGGGAAGAAGGGAGCAGGAUCGGCCCCUGGGUCACCAACGCAAUCCCGGCCCAGCCGCGGUGCCAAACACAGCAGCAACAAGACUAGAAUAGACGAUCUGAAGAUAUGAAAAGGUUUAUGUUUCUCAUAAACCUCUUAGGUCUUAAACUGCUGUGAGACGAUCACGUGUUGUUUGGACACAUUCAUACAUGUUGAAGUGGCCUCUGCUUUUUUGAGACGGCACGGGUCUGAGUCAGUCCAGCCUUCAGGGGAGUGACAGUGAUUGGGCACACGAAGACGCUGUAAUUGUAUUGUGAUGUUGGAACACUGUAUGAAAGAAUAAUUCAAAUCCAAAAAACAA